This is a messenger RNA of Conger conger (European conger), 3517 nucleotides long. It is a transcript of the gene ogg1, whose product is annotated as 8-oxoguanine DNA glycosylase. Lineage: Eukaryota; Metazoa; Chordata; Actinopteri; Anguilliformes; Congridae. Gene Ontology annotation, molecular function: 8-oxo-7,8-dihydroguanine DNA N-glycosylase activity; damaged DNA binding. Bases 253 to 1446 code for a protein of 397 amino acids. The transcript has 8 exons. Gene Ontology annotation, biological process: base-excision repair; base-excision repair, AP site formation; nucleotide-excision repair. The record is from RefSeq and is a predicted model, not a curated record. Gene Ontology annotation, cellular component: nucleus.
ACAUUUGGAGAGCUGUGUGCUGAUCUUGGAUCAGCAGUGACUUUUUACACAGAGGUUUAGAGAUUGUAUUGGGACUGGGUAAAAUGAACUCAGAUCAGUGUAUGAAGCCGAAACCACUUGGCGUACGCGGAUCGUGGCUGUGCACAACUAAGAGCUGAUAUAACAUGAAGUAACUUUACAAUAUAUCGUCCAGCUAGCAAUGUAAUUUAGGUAACGUUAGCCAUCUGUCUCUACGCGAUAUACCGAGGUUGUAUGAGAACGUCUUCUAAUCAGUGGGGUUUCCUGUCACAGAGCAUAAUUAUGUCUCAGUAUGCUGUGCUGUCUGUGGGAGCCAAGUCAUGGAGGUGCCUCCCAUGCUUACGCACAGAGUUGCGGUUGGACUUGACCCUGAGCUGUGGCCAGAGCUUCCGAUGGCGUGAAACAGGUGACGGCCACUGGACAGGAGUGAUGGGAGGGCGAGUGUGGACACUGACACAGACGGAAGACACGUUGUGGUACUACACCUACAGCAUGCAAGACAGUGAGGGGAAGGUGAAAGGGAGGAAGAGGAGCGCGGAAGCAAGGCCAGACGGGCCGGUGAAGAGGACCAGGGGGAUGAUCACGGUGAAGGAGGAGCCCGCUGAGGACCACGAGCCAAAGGCCAAGACUACUGAACAUGACCAUAAGGAGGAAGAGCUCCUAAAGGACUACUUCCAGCUGAAUGUGAAUCUGGCAGACCUGUACAAGCAAUGGGGCACUGCAGAUACCCACUUCAAAUCCAUUGCCAAGGCAUUCACAGGUGUGAGAAUGCUGCGUCAGGAUCCUACUGAAUGCCUGUUCUCCUUUAUAUGCACCUCCAACAACCACAUCUCCCGCAUCCAGGGCAUGGUGGAGAGGCUGUGCAACACCCUGGGAGCCCCCCUUUGUCAGCUGGAUGGGACCCCUUACCACGACUUCCCCACCCUGCAAGUCUUAGCAGACAGCAGUGUCGAGUCCUGUCUUAGGAAUCUGGGCUUUGGGUACCGUGCCCGUUUCCUGCAGCAGAGCGCCAGACAGAUCAUGGACACCCACGAUUUAGACUGGCUGGAUAGCCUACGCUCCGUCCCCUAUCUGCAAGCUCAGGAAGCACUGCGCAGCCUGCCUGGGGUGGGACUUAAGGUGGCAGACUGUGUCUGCCUGAUGUCUCUGGACAAAGCACAAGCAGUUCCUGUGGACACGCACGUGUGGCAGAUCGCUCAGAGAGACUACCGCUGCACUGUUGGGAAAGGCCUCAAAAGCCUGACGGACAAAGUCUACCGGGACAUUGGCAACUUCUUCAGAGAGCUGUGGGGUCCUUAUGCUGGUUGGGCACAGUCUGUGUUGUUCUGUUCGGAUCUGAAAAAAUUCCAGGACUUGAAGGCGAUGGCUGUAAAAAAGGAGGAGGUUACAGAGGUGAACAUAACAAAUAAAAAAAACAAGAAAACCUGACCGGUAGUAACUGUACAGAGAGUACAGUGUAUGGCUGCAGAGUACGACAACAGCAAAGAAGAGAGAUUAUUGGUGGAAGGAGGGGUAUAGUUUUGGAAAUUAUGUAAUCUUCGUCGUCUCUUAUCCAGGGGUGUGUCCAAUCUUAUCUGAAAUGGCCAGUGUGGGUGCAGAUUUUUGCUCAGCAUUAUGACACGACAACUGAUUCAAAUAACUAAUCACAGUCUUCAGUUUAGACCUCGGUAAGUACAAUUUGUAGACGUAUUUGGGUAAUAUUGGACACCCCUGCUUUAAUCUAUGCUCACACAAUGGUUCAGGGUAGUGAUCCUCAACCUUGGUCAUGGAGAGCCACAGGGUCUGCUGGCUUUUGUUUUUACUCAGCACUUACUCAGAGUAACACAGUUUGAUCAGUUGCGGCAGCUGAUUACACAGCUAACUCGGCUCACCCUGGUUUCUCGGGUCUGAAUCAGUUGGAGAUCUUUAGGCAAAAACGAAAACCUACUGACCGUUGGCUCUUCUGGACCAGGAUUGAGAAUCGCUGAUUUAGAAGUACUGUUGUGAAGAAAUGUGGCCUUUAUUUUCCAGACUUUUUUCUUUCUUUUUCUUUAACCAAGAAAUAUGUAUUGUGUGUUUAUAUCAAAGUCACAUAUGCAACUAGUAGUUGAAAUUAAUGGGGAGUACAGACCAGAACGGAAGAAAAGCCAUCUAUGAUUUGUCUGAUAUCAUCAGAGGAGAAAUAAAACCACAGAAGGCACUGAAUUUUGGUUAGGCUUGGAGGACUAUUUUUGUAGUCCACUUUACCCUCCAAUAUGUAGCUCAAAUCUAAACUAAUCUGUUAAGAUGAACCCACUAAGGAGUUUAAGAACUUGUUAAGUCACUGUUCUAGUGCAUGGAUAGACCUCAAUGUUUGGUAUCAUAUGUGGAUGUGCCAGUGCUAACUGGUCCACAGACCUGCAGGGUCACAGGAAGAAAAGGUAAGCUCAGUAAAUAAUGGUCUCACAGAGAGAGAGAUCCACUUGCACAUAAUAUAGUGCUUAAUAUUUCAUUGGUUUAAUUCUAAAAAAUAAAAAAAUGUCUGAAUCCAUUUUGUUGUAAUUGAUAUUACAACAAGGGGCGGCCUGUAGCGUAGUGGUUAAGGUACAUGACUGGGACCCGCAAGGUCCGUGGGUCGAUCCCCGGUGUAGCCAAAAUAAGAUCCACACAGCCAUUGGGCCCUUGAGCAAGGCCCUUAACCCUGCAUUGCUCCAGGGGAGGAUUGUCUCCUGCUUAGUCUAAUCAACUGUAAGUCACUCUGGAUAAGAGAGUUAUAAAUGCCAUUAAUGUAAUGUAAUGUAAUGAUAUAAACUUCCCAAUGAUUUGUAAUUACCAUGCCCUACUGUUACUGAUUCCACUAAAUGUUUCCCAUACUGCUAAAUCUAGCAGACUCUUCUGACUGGUGAGCAGCUUGAUUGAACAGUGCUCAGGAGCCCAGAAUCCAGUCCAGGUGGACUGCAGCGUCUGCUGGUUUUCUGUGUUUUCAGCACCAGUGAUUCAUUCAAGUCUUUUGAUUGGCUAAAGAAUCUGCAUACCUUGUUGCCAAGGCCAACUUUGGCUACCAAUUCAAAGGAAACCACAAAAACCUGCAGACAAUGUGGCCCUCCAGGACUGUAGUGUAACGCUCCUGACUAAAGCCUUCCUACCUCUUACUUACAAAAGAAAAAGCUGAUGAAGUUUGCAUGGCCACCAACAGCAUACCCUAUCAAGUGCUGCUUUGAAUUAUGUUGGAGGUCUAAUUUGCUGUUAAGUUUUCAAAAUAUCUUAUUUCAGCUAGCUAACUAGCUAGCUGGCAGCUCAUGUUUAUCAUAACCUGGCCAAAAACUGGCUAGAUAAUUGUAAUGGCAAGCAAGAUCUGAUUUUCAUUCAUCUUUUGCCUUGUUUUACUACUAUAUUAACUUCCUAGUUAAUAUAUUAAGUACCCUGAUGACUAUCACAUUUACGUGAUAUCAAGGAGGCAGUUAUUCCUUUUUGUUUUAUACUUUGUUUUCUUACUAUGAUACUAUGUUUAUGAGAAUAAAAGGAAUAUUUUACAAAAUAA